AUGACCUGCCCGACAGAGAUCUGCAUCGGCUUGUGCAUGCCAAGAUGUGUAGCUGUCUGUUCAACUGGUGAGUCACCAGCUACUACUGGUGCUCCACUAUCACCACCACCACCCCCAUCAACAACUCUUCCACCACCACCUCCUCCACCAGCUACUCUUCCACCACCACCUCCUCCACCAGCUACUCUUCCACCACCACCUCCUCCACCAGCUACUCUUCCACCAUCACCACCACCUCCUCCACCAACUACUCUUCCUCCUUCACCACCGCCAUCAGUCACUACUGCUCCAGCUGCGACUUCAACGAAAGUUUUAGAAGUGUUCGGUAUCGACUACCACACCGGUGUUGUGCAAACAAUCGCUCCUCUGACCGAAUCCCUGUAUGAGGUUGAGGUUGAAGCCUUUGACCAUGGAGACCCGAAGCGAACAGAAAUUACGAAGCUGAUCAUUUCUGUUCAUGGCACGAAUCCUUCGGCUCCUGUAUUUGAUGAGGAACCUCAUUGUCACAUUUCUGAACGAUUUAUGAAUUACGUUGCUGGUAUUCCUGGGCAGUAUGUGGAUGUGCAGUCGAAACGAUACGAAGUUACCAUAACCUCUCCAGUUCGAGCCGGCUCAGUAGUUGCAAAAAUGCAUGCGAAGGAUCCUGAUCCGGGCCUAGAAGGACAAAUUUCAUAUAGACUCGAUACAAGUGACAGCCGAAAUCAAGCGCAUACAAGGAAAUUUUCGAUCAAUGAACAGACAGGAGUUGUUUCCGCUAUAGAGCCACUGACAGCUAAUGAUGGACCAUUCGAUUUGGUUGUGAUUGCGGAAGAUCAAAGUACUAUUUACAAACGAAAGACUACUGCAAUUCUCCAUAUCGAAAUUGUGGGAGACACAUCGUUACGAUUUCUUCCGCUACCCUCCACUAUCUAUAUUUCUACGGAGAAAGCUGUUGGAAGUGUAGUUCUGAGAGCUUCUGCCUUUACUGCCUCGUCGAUGCCUGUGCAUUUCCGAAUUCUCGAAAAUGAUGCUCCUUUCGUGAUGGAUGGUGAUCUGCUGCGAGUGGCCUCACAUUUGUCUCCUGGCGAAACUAAUCUGACCGUUCGGGCGGAGACUGAUAAUGCUCAUUCGGAUCAUCGGCUCAAAGUGGUGGUGAUGUACGACAGGGAUAAGUACCCAGUCUUUCCGCAGCUUACCUACGAUAUUGACAUCCCCAUAGACUCAGUCUUUCCACUUACUGCUCACCGAUUUGAUGCUCAACUUUUAAACGGUACACUUAUGUACCGUUUCUUCCCAGACGGCACAGCUCCAGUAGGCCUCUCCAUACAUCCAAAUUCGGGCGAACUCAUCGUAGAUUCCGUGUAUGCUAACACUCCCUCAAAUCACGAUACACAAUUUGUUGUAGUGCGGGCGAUAAACUUGAACUAUCCGGAAUUCUACUCAGAUGUUGGGGUCGCUAUCAGUCUUGUCUCCAGCAAAUCUCUCCGUUUUCCACAGAGCAUUUAUCGAAUGCAACUUACCGAGAACACACCGAUAGGGACCGCUCUUUACCCACCGCUUGAGGUUUUCCCGAAAUCACCAGGAGUGACCUAUACCAUCAAUCCUCCCACGCCUCUCAGCAUUCUGUCGAAUGGCACACUCGUGGUCAACUCUGCCGUCGAUCUGGAACAGUUGCCUGUUGACCAGAGCAGCAGUUUGCACUUCAUUAUCACUGCGACCUCAGGUGAUGCCAAAGCAGCCGCGAAACUGCAGUUGAAAAUCAAGGAUGUCAACGAAUUCGCACCGGAGUUUGAGAGCGCACUUUACGAAGCCUCGAUCCCAGAAGACGCUGUCCCCGGAAGCGUGAUCACGCAAGUGCGAGCUUCGGAUGCUGACGGAAGUGAGGGCACACAUCUCCUCUACAGAAUCGCCGGUGGUGAGUGA
Cylicocyclus nassatus is the source of this 1902-nucleotide messenger RNA. The record is from the annotation of a GenBank genome assembly. NCBI's taxonomy places the organism in Eukaryota, Metazoa, Nematoda, Chromadorea, Rhabditida, Strongylidae.